Molecule: messenger RNA, 3164 nt
Organism: Gadus morhua (Atlantic cod)
Lineage: Eukaryota; Metazoa; Chordata; Actinopteri; Gadiformes; Gadidae
Product: zinc finger protein 436
Exons: 2
Coding region: 414-2249 (611 amino acids)
Biological process (GO): regulation of gene expression
Cellular component (GO): nucleus
Source: RefSeq, a predicted model, not a curated record
GCUUUUCCGCCAUAUUUCCGGUAUAUUGUCAAAGCUGCUGCUGUGAUGACUGACCACUGUUUUCCGUCUGCAGGACGCUAUCCAGCUAACUACGACUUCUAAGGUUCAACCACAGCUUUAUCACUCAGAAUAAGCAGGUAUUCUCAUUUGCACACAAUAUCGUUAAUGGAAGAGCAAACCAGCGGAUAAAGGAAUCUGGCAGCAGUACGGACAGUAGUGGAGUUUGAGCGUUGCUAGACAUAAUGAAAAGGGAAGAAACAAACGCACUUUGAAUCAUUCUAGGUGCGUUAUAUGUAACGUUGUUACACUAUUUGAAUGCGCGCACGCAUUCUGAAUGCCGUGCUUUUAUUUGUGUGAACACCGCUAAUGUUUUUGAUCUACAGGCUGCAAGUAGAGAUGAUAAUAAGGACAAAAUGAAGAUCAAGUAUGCAAGAAGGAAGCCUUUACCUAGAAAGACUAAGACAGUUAAAUGUGCCGAGCUAGUCAUAACCAAAACGGAAUCCACAUUGAAGUUGGAUGUUGAUAAAGAGGACACUGGGCAGCGCCACGCAAAUGCCCUUGAAUUGAACAUUGCCAUAAAAGAGGAGCAAGAGGUCCUUGCCAUCAGCGAGCAACAACAUUUCAGCACCACGUCGAGUUGUAACGACUCUGACACUGUAACAUCCAAAGCAGCUCAAUCUGCAGAACAAAAUAGCAAUAACAUUAAGCAGGAGUCUUCUUCGGAACUGCAAAUAGAUAUAACUUCUGCAUUGGUAAAGGAAGAACCAGAGUCCAAUGCUGAAAAGGAGAGUGGUAGCCAGCAGCUACAAGAAGACGCCCAAGAUGCAGAGAACAACCAAAAUACUGAUAGAGCAGAGGACGGUGAAGGAGGUACGCCGUUCUUCCCCUGUCAGCACUGCAGUGUCUCCUUCACCAGCUGGGAUUUCCUGGAGAACCACGUCAAAUGGGUCCACCAGAAAGAAUACCUUGACGACUUGAAAAAAUGCCUUUCCAGCGAAAAACUAAGCCCCGCCCCCAAGCACAGUUGUCCGGACUGUAGCCGCACUUUCACCUCCAAGGUGGCCCUGCGAGCGCACGGCCGGGAGGCCCACCCCGCGCCUCCUCCGCGGCGGCUGCACCCGUGCCCCAUGUGCGCCCGCAGCUUCCAGUACCUCAAGAACCUCAGGAACCACUGCCAGCGCUGGCACGACAUGUCUGUGGUCACCCAGGGCGGGCACCUCAGCUGCAGCAACUGCGGGAAGAGUUUUGAGAAGACCUGGGGUCAGGGUCCUCACGUGUGCCACGAACCUGAGAACACCCGGCCCCAGGACAGCCCUGUCUGCUUUGACACCGGAGUGGACUGCCCCGAGUGCGGCAAGCAGAUGGCCACGCCGCAGAGCCUGGGAGACCACAUGCGCACCCACACGGGGGACCGGCCCUUCGUCUGUAAGGACUGCGGCAAGAGGUUCUCGGAGCGCAGCGGCUGGCGGCACCACAUGAAGAUCCACACGGGCGAGAAGCCCUACAAGUGCGAGGUCUGCAGCAAGGCCUUCCGGCGCUCCUACCACCUCAAGUGCCACCUGACCACCCACUCGGGCAAGAAGGACUACGCCUGCCCCGAGUGUGGGAAACAGUUUGGCUUCAAGGCCAGUCUGGACAUACACCUCCUGUCUCACUCCAGCGACAAACCCUUCCACUGCGCCACCUGCGGGAAGGACUUCAACUCUCGGAAGAACCUGCGCAUUCACAGCAAGCUCCACACCCACGAGAAGGCCCACCAGUGCGGGGACUGCGGCCUGAAGAUCGGAGACCUUGGAGCUUUAAAGAUCCACCUGAGGACCCACACCGGGGAGAGGCCCUACCACUGCACCGUCUGCGGCAACCGAUUCAUCCGCAUCUCCCACUUGCGCAACCACCAGCGCACGCACACCGGGGAGCGGCCGUACAAGUGCGGCGAAUGCAGCAAGAGCUUCGCCCAGUCGGGGGAUCUGGUGAAGCACAAGAGGACGCACUCUGGGGAGAAGCCCUUCGAGUGCUCCGACUGCCACCGCCGCUACACGUCUUCAGGAGACCUGGGCAAGCACAUGAGGAUCCACACCAACCUGCGGCCCUACACCUGCCAGGAGUGCGGGAAGGGUUUCCGGCUGUCGGGGCAUCUGAAGACCCACAUGUUGACCCACACGGGGGAGAAGCCUCACUCCUGCCCCAAAUGCCAUCGCAGGUUCGCCCGUUCUCACCACCUCAGCGGACACGUGGCCAAAUGUCGCUGAGUCACUUUGAGGUGCUUGUAAUGACUCGUUCCAAAAAACUCUGAGCUAUGUGAACCGUCUUUUGAUGCGAGAGUAGUGCUGGAGAAAAAACACUUUAGUAUCAAAGUUAAAGACACAACAUGACGAUUGGCUCAUCUGUUUUCUGCUUUACAUUUUCAUGCCCAAACCCUCUUUUUUUUGCAGAAUUGAAGAAAUUCAAACAGCAAUAUUAGAACGGCAAGGAACCAGAGCCAGGCAACGGAUCAGUUUUUUGGGUCACGGGUACCGUUCAAAGAGAUUGGUGUAGAAUUCAAUAGCGCAGUGCCCGGUCAAAGAGGCUGAUUUCUUAAAUUCCUGGAUUGGUGCCUGCAGCUCCUUUUACUCAUUCAAACCAUCUCACGAUAGACACUGCACUUCCUUGGGUCCUCAGCAAUACACAGGGUUCUAGAAAUAACUGGCACACACACACACACUCACAGAUCCCUGGCUUUAUAGGUAGAUUAGUAAGUGUUGGUAUAACUGUGUCUGUCUGUCUCCUGAUCUCUGCAGUUGAUUUUUUUUUUGAGGAACAUAGUUCUGUAAACAUAUUGUUUUACUGCAUGUGACAACUAUGUCAUGCAUUAUGAUCAAUUCAAUUCAUAAAUUGGAUUGGAAAUUGUGUGUAUACUUUUCUAGUUCCAACACUAUGGCUACAGCACUGCAUUAUUAAAAAAAACACUACAACAGUUGGUAUUAUUUAUCAAGCCAUUGAUUGUAUCUCAUUGUAUUUUAUUUAUUUAAUGAAUGUGGGAAAUGUAAAUUCUGUCCAGAUAAUGACAUGACUAUGUAACUGUCCGGAUUUAGAUUAGUUAGUUUGCAUUUGCGUAGUAAAAUAUGUAAAUAAAAUGUUUAUAUGGGUUGCUUUUGUAUAGCAGACCAUUGCGGGUAUGAUCAUGA